Exophiala oligosperma is the source of this 966-nucleotide messenger RNA. RefSeq lists its product as uncharacterized. The record is from RefSeq and is a predicted model, not a curated record. Lineage: Eukaryota; Fungi; Ascomycota; Eurotiomycetes; Chaetothyriales; Herpotrichiellaceae. Bases 1 to 966 code for a protein of 321 amino acids. The transcript is spliced from 2 exons.
AUGAAAUUCGGAUGGGCUACGACGGGCAACGAGGUGGUGAAGCACUUCAAAGACAAGGUCAGCGGGAGUACAUUCUUAAUCACCGGUCCUACGCCGGGGGGUGUGGGCGCAGAAAGUGCCAAAAGUCUUGCGACCGGUAACCCGAAGCAUUUGAUCCUGGCUGGGAGGACACAAUCCAAAAUCCAACCUCUGAUUGACGAGCUCAGCACUAGCCAUCCGAACGUCAAAGUGAGCUUCGUCCAGCUCGAUCUGUCGAAUCUAUCGUCAGUCAGGGCCGCCGCGGCGAAUGUCAAGACUCCUCUGGGCGGUGACAAGAUCGAUGUUGCUAUCCUCAACGCCGCCAUCAUGGCCUGCCCCUAUGCUACCACGGAACAAGGCGUGGAACUACAAUUCGUGACGAACCACCUGGGUCAUUUCCUGUUCGGCAACCUCUUGCUUCAAUCCGACCUAAUUCGAUCACGAGUCGUGGUCGUCAGCAGCUUGGCAUCACAGCGCAAAGCCAGUCUCGUCAUGCCUCAUUUGGAAGAUCUGACCUAUGAUCACGGCAAGAUCUACGAACCCACGGUCGCGUACUCCGUCUCCAAAGCCUGUAACGUCUUGUACGCGAAGCGCCUGGCCAAGGUACUUGCGUCAAGGGGUAUCUCGGCCUUCAGCCUGAACCCAGGAAGCAUCACCACCAAUCUACAAGCCUACAUGACGGACGAGAUGAGACAACGCGCCAUCAAGGAGUACAUGAUCGAGAACCCUAACUUUAAAAUUCCCGAGCGCAAGAACCUACAGCAGGGGUGCUCGACUCAACUGCGUGCCGCGCUCGAUCCCAGUCUGGCCGCCGUGUCUGGAGCGUACCUCGACGACUGCAACGUCUCAGAGACGGCCGAGCACAAGGAAGCCGAACCUUAUAUGGAUCAAGUCUGGACUCUGAGCGAGAAGCUAACCGGAUCGAAGUUCGACUUUGGCAAUCAAUGA